Messenger RNA from Dermacentor andersoni, 1180 nucleotides. RefSeq lists its product as uncharacterized. NCBI's taxonomy places the organism in Eukaryota, Metazoa, Arthropoda, Arachnida, Ixodida, Ixodidae. The record is from RefSeq and is a predicted model, not a curated record.
CAAGUUUUGUUGGCUUUCAGAAUACGUGACAUCCUGGUUUGCUUUCAUGAUCUUGGCCUCAAGCAUCCUCCUCAUCCUCAUGCUUGUUCUCUACUUGUGCGUCGUGGGAUGUCGGGGUCGGCACUCGCAGUGGCCCAUCCGGAGACCCACACACGCGGCAGCGUCGGCCACCACCCUCGUGGUGUCCGGUCAGGCGAGCUUCUGCGCUGGCGACCCUACGGCCAGCACUUCCUUCGUGCCCGCCCUGACGGCCGAGUCGGGUGGCGGCGCCGUCGACACGUUCCGACUCAGCACGGGAGUCACCGGCACCCCACUCACCGCGCAGCAUCAGGAAGGGCGCGAAUCCUGGCAGGGUUCCAUGAUGGAGAUCAGCACCCAAGCUGGCGCUGCCAGCAUGAGCGAACUUCGAGGCCUGGGCGGCUCGUCGAUUGAACCCUUCGUGCGACCCGUGCUCAGCAAUGAGAAGGUGUACACCAGGUAUCCACACCUUGCCAGAAUUUUCUUGCCCGCGUCCCAGCGAUCGGGGCCGGUCUCCGGCCCUAGCGAGCCCCCAGUCUCCGAGAAGGCCUCCAACGAGAAGACAAAGAAGGACGAGAGCUUCAUGUCCUCCACAAGUGAGCGCAGCAGCAAGCUCCGUCGAUCACGCAGAGCUUCGGGCUCGGUCAAGCACGCGGUCGUGUCUCCGAAGGAGGACGACCGCAAGGGGCCUCAGGCUGCCGAUGCUGCACCAUGUGAGGCCGGCUGUCCUCGCGAUGACAGUGGCAGCAGCAGGCAGCAGCCUUGUGACUUCAGCUUAUCGUGGAGUAGCGUGGGCAGUUCGUUGGACACACUCCUGUCCGUGCCUGUCGUUGCCAGGGUGCACGGCAGUUCCUCGAGCGGGACGGAGACCUCGCUGCAGGCGGAAAAGGAGCUGCACCUUCCCGUCGACAAAUUUCAGCCCUAAGCCGCUUCGAGGCUUAGCGGAACGAAGAGGGAUGAAAUACACUGGAUUUUUAGUGUGGUUUCUCAAGUACGACUUGGACUGCGAAUACUGUUUAGAGUCUGCUUCUGCGCCAUGUUUCAUGUUCUCUGUGUCAUACCCUUCGGGCUCCUAUGUGACCUCCGCAUAUACAGUCGCAGACAUGUUUAGAAAUUUCAACUCAUCGAAGGGCCUUGCAUCGCUUGGUGAGACAUGCCAUAC